AUGUCGGAGGUCGUCGAAUGGUACACCAACGCGAAUGCUGCCUUACUGACUCACCUUACUAAGGAAAUAAAGGACACCGAUAGCAGUACUAUAUGGAGAUAUCUAGUUGGAUUCAAGAACCUUCUGCGAAGUAUUGAGUGUAAGGGCAUAGCAUCAGUGCUUGGUAUAAAUUACUUCGCGUGGGGAUACCUGCAGUCCAGAGCUCAUGAAAGGUACAUAACUCACAUGGUCCUUGGCCGAGAUCUCCUGGAUAACACAUUAAACCUGGUACCAGCAUUGAUCCCCCUACACAAGGAUAUAAAAGAAGACAGUCCGGAAUACCAGGUUCUGGAAAAGAAAAACCAGCAAAUAGUUGACAACAAGCAACGCGCAGGCAGCGUCACGGAUGCCAUAGAAUACUUCGACCAGACCGCGACGCUGCUGUACAAACUUCGAGCGGUGCAAAAGCAGCUAAGGGAGUAUAUACGGAAUGGCGUCAAUGAGAGUCUACGAAAUGCGCGGCAAAGCGAAGCCGUGUGUGCCGCCAUCUUGGUUCUCGUGUGUGUGAUAUCGCCUAUCAUCAUAGUACUCGUUAGGAAUGCAGUUAAUACCAUACAGGUAUACGCAAGAAACCUAUCAGAGAAAGCAAGAGAAUUAGAAUACGAGAAGGAAUUAAGCGACUCUCUUCUCUACCAGAUGUUGCCGGCGAGUGUUGCGAAACAGUUGAAACAAACACAGCAGGUACCGGCGGAAUUUUUCGCAUCAGUCACUGUAUACUUCAGUGAUAUAGUUGGCUUUACUGCGAUCGCUGCUGUCUCGACCCCAUAUCAGGUUAUAAGUUUUCUAAACUCGGUGUAUAAGCUAUUCGAUGAAAGAAUAGAAUGCUACGAUGUUUAUAAAAUUGAAACUAUUGGAGAUUCUUAUAUGGUCGCGUCGGGGCUGCCUGUGAGGAACGGCAAUAGACAUGCAACAGAAAUAGCAAGCAUGGCACUAGAACUGCUAGAAGCCACGUCGAUGUGUCGGCUGCCGCACCGCCCUGAACAGACUCUCUACAUGAGGAGUGGUAUCCACACGGGUCCGUGUGUCGCCGGUAUAGUUGGCACCAAAAUGCCGAGGUACUGUCUCUUUGGAGAUACCAUCAAUACAGCAAGCAGAAUGGAGAGUACUGGAGAACCAAUGAAGAUACAAAUAUCGGAAGAUGUGAAACGAGCGCUUGACAGAACCGGCUACUUCGUGACAACUCCGCGAGGGAUGGUUGAUGUCAAGGGUAAAGGUGAAAUGAUGACAUUUUGGUUAGAAGGCCGGACGGGACCGUCCCCGGCGCGACCGAGCGCGCCCCUCGACUGCACUCCCACGUUCCUUGAGAGAAUACACUCGCAGGGACGAGCGUCGCCACGUUACCAAACUAAUAAAUAAAUAAUUAAAUAAAUAAAUAAAUCGUAUAAUAUUUUCUAUCAUAAUUUGCUACAUACAUUUAAUGACCCAGGCUCCUAAUAUAGUUAGGUAUAAAUUGUUUUUUAAGAGCCGAAACUAACUAUUAAUAUUUUAUACCAUUUUAUGGGCCUUGUUCACAAUCGAGAACGUUGGCCCAAAUGAUCGUUGAUGAAUGUGUUUGGAAUGUGUUUGUAAAUAACCAAUAGUUUUGAUUAAAACGCUAAACGUUCCAAACUUAAAACUAAAUGAAGUGAUAUGAUUGGUUCUUUACAAAAACAUUCCUCGCUACACAUCCCCACACAUUAUUGGUAGAAAAGCACCCUAAUGCAUCCCUAAUGGCGAUUUUGUAUAAACAUCUACAAUGACGACCGAUUAAGGCCCUCUACACUAUCGUGAUUGCCUCUAUUCGCCCAACGCUGCCCAUUGUGAAGAGGCUCCAUAACCCAUAUAAUUAUAGCAUGUAAAUGUAAUUUCGAUAUAGUAUGUGCAUUAAUUAAUUAUUAUACAUGCAGGACUUUUGAUUUGCUGUAAAUCGAAUUACUCGGCUAUUGAAAGCUCUGUUUUAUUUCCUAAUUAUAUAUUUUUAUAACUGUAGGA
Molecule: messenger RNA, 2010 nt
Organism: Colias croceus (clouded yellow)
Lineage: Eukaryota; Metazoa; Arthropoda; Insecta; Lepidoptera; Pieridae
Product: atrial natriuretic peptide receptor 2
Exons: 12
Coding region: 1-1395 (464 amino acids)
Biological process (GO): intracellular signal transduction; cGMP biosynthetic process; receptor guanylyl cyclase signaling pathway
Molecular function (GO): guanylate cyclase activity; peptide receptor activity
Source: RefSeq, a predicted model, not a curated record